AUGAAGCUCACUGCGCCCCUUACGACGUGGCUGGCGCUGGCGCUCGGCCUCGCCGCGCUCAACACCGGCACCGCCGCGGUGCCCACCUCGAGCUCGGAGCCGGCUGUGGAUGGAGCGACUGGGCGUGUUGAGCAUCACAUCAGUGCAGAGCGUCUCACGCACUCGACUCCACGUCGCAUGGACGGAUUCCAGCGCAUGCUCGAGCGACGAUACGCCAAGCAGCAGCAACGUAUCCAGGCGAGUAUCGCCGUCGACGACAAGACCAGCUCGGGCAAUGCGCUCUUCGGCCAGGUGCUGAGUGCAGUGCGAGGUGGACUGUCCUCCCAGCAGGGCGUUGGAUCCGCGCUGUCCAAGUACGUCGACUACCUCGUGGCCGACGUGGCGCCGUCGGUGUCUUCGCACAACAUCUCGGAGCCGGCGUACCACACGCAGCCGCUCGACCACUUUGACAACACGACGCAGGCGCAGUUCCAGCAGCGCUUCUUCUACUCUACGCGGCACUACAAGCCCGCUUCGUCGCGCAAGAACGGCGAGGCGGUCCCGAUCUAUAUCCUGGAUAGCGGCGAGGCGGAUGCCACGGCGCGCAUCCCCUUCCUCGACACGGGCAUCCUCGAUAUCCUCUCCGAGGCGACGGGCGGGAUCGGCAUCGUGCUCGAGCACAGGUACUACGGCACGUCGCUGCCCAACCGCACCGAUCUCGGACCGGGCGAUGCGUGGGGCGUCGACCAGCUGCGCUGGCUCACCAACAAGCAGGCACUGGAAGACUCGGCCGACUUUAUCCGCCACCUCGAUAUCCCCGGUACGGACAACGCCGAGAAGCGCAAGGUGAUCUACUACGGCGGUAGCUAUCCGGGUGGGCGAGCGGCGCAUAUGCGGCUGCUGUAUCCCGAGCUCGUGCACGGUGCGAUUGCAUCGAGUGCCGUCGUGACGGCAGUGGACGAGUUUCCCGAGUACUUUUACCCCAUCGCACGCGGCGCACCCACCAAUUGCAGCCAGGCCAUCCAGGCUGCCAUUGCGGGCAUCGACGAGAUCGUCGCGCCCAAUCCGCUCACCGGCGGCAACCAGCCGGACCGCGAUGCGGACCGCACCAACAAGCUGCUGGAGCUGUUUGGCCUGCAGGGGCUGAGCAACCUGGGCGACCUGGCGAACCUCAACACCUAUCCGCUCGGGGCGUUCCAGAGCCUCAACUGGGACCCUGCGGUGUCGUCGACCGAGUUUGGCGCGUACUGUGAUGUGCUCACCACGUACGGUGCCAACGGCACGUAUCCGGCUGGGUCCGAGAGCGAGCGUAUGGCGGGUAAGGGCCUCGAUGUGCCGCGCGAGGUGCAUGCGCUGGCACACUACAUGCGCACCAACUACAUUGAUCCGUGUGUGCGUGGCGAAGAUGACGAGCCCGGCUCGACGCCCGACGAAUGCUUUGCCACGGACUUUGAUGCCUUUGCCAACGCCAAGAAGCUCGAUGCGGGGCGCGCAUGGACGUUCCAGUACUGCUCGACGUGGGGGUACAUCAUGACCGCGCCUCCUGUGCCGCGCUACCUGCCGACACCGGAUGGCAAGAGCAAAUACUUUGUCUCGUCUGGUCCCAAGCUCGUUUCGACGCUGUUGGACUAUGCGUAUGCGCACGAGAUUUGCCAGCGCGGCUUCCCCAAGGGCGACCACUUUGAGAUGCCCGCCCGACCGGACAUCGACGAGGUCAAUCGACUAGGCAACUUUGCGCUCGCCGUAGACAGGCUGGCGUUUGUCGAUGGACAGUACGAUCCUUGGAGACCCGCAACGGUGCAUUCCGAGGAAUUUGCCGCCGGUGGCAAUCGCCCCGAUACAGUCACACGGCCGUUCAAGCUCAUUCCGGACUGCUGGCACCACUGCGACGAGAACGGAGUCAAGGACGAAAGCAAGACGCCCGAACGCGUGCGCCUCAUCCACAAGCAGCAGGUCGAAUUCGUCAAGGCCUGGCUCAAGCACGAUUGA
Messenger RNA from Moesziomyces antarcticus, 1968 nucleotides. RefSeq names its product peptidase S28. The record is from RefSeq and is a predicted model, not a curated record. The transcript has a single exon. Gene Ontology annotation, biological process: proteolysis. Bases 1 to 1968 code for a protein of 655 amino acids. NCBI's taxonomy places the organism in Eukaryota, Fungi, Basidiomycota, Ustilaginomycetes, Ustilaginales, Ustilaginaceae. Gene Ontology annotation, molecular function: serine-type exopeptidase activity; dipeptidyl-peptidase activity.